AUGGGUUCGAUGCACGCCAACACUGCACCAUCUGCGGAGGCUAAGCCAGAGCUAAAGGUAGACGAUGAACACGACAUCAAGCCACUAAAGACGGACACGCCUAGCCAACAUGCGAGACAUACCCAGGCAGAGUUGAAUGAAGAUAUCAAAGACGAGAUCAAGCCUUCCCAGCGGCCAGACCCUUGGGCAAAUAUCACUCCACCUGAGGCUAUGCCAAAGGAAGAAGCUUCACCGCACCACCUACACAAGUCAGAAUCAAUGGGCCCGCCCUCCUCGACAUCUUCCAGACGUGGCCUUAAACAGCCAUGUUCUGAGGCUCCUCUCUCCUCCCUCUCCUCCCUACCAUCUGGCCACGGGAUGAAUGAGACACCAGACCGACCUAUCGAACGUGCGCACAAAAGUUUGCGACUGAACCCGCGCGACGUGGAUGUGACCAUGGACGAUGAACAACAAAGGCCUCAAUCCCCACCAAGGUCACCUACUUCUCAAUCCGUCGCACCCUCGGCGAGUGCGGCAACCAAAACGGGCACGCGCUCGGGUAGGGGCCGUACCAGCGCUGCGAAGCAUGCACGAACGGGUGUAAAAGCAGAGAUUCUUGAGGAUGAUGAUGCCCUCCUACUUCACGCUUCGCCUCCCCCGGAUAUCAAGGUGCCGCGUGCUUCAGAGCUGCCAGAUGUCAAGCCUAAACUCGAAGAGCUUGCACAAGUUACAUUAGCCGAUCGACUAGCGAAAGUCCGUGCUAAGCAGUUCAACAUCGAUCUCAAGGCGGAAGAUUUGGAGCAGACAGUUCAUCGGUGUUGGAUCUCUCAUUACUAUGGUGGCGGCAACGUCGGGACGUAUCUGGAGCCGUCUUUCGUUAAUUGGGAGAAGCACAAACUUAACGACUGGUUGUUCAUCCCUGUCGAGACCCAUCCCUCAGCUCCCAGGUUCCCGGGAAUGCCGGGAAUUUGGUUCGACCUGGGGCAUUGGACGCCUGCGGAUGGCGCUUUCGUGGAAGAGGACGAGUGGCUGAAUGAGGACGGAGAACGUAUGAGCAAUGAUGAAAUCAAGGCGAAAGAAAUAGAGAAUGGGGAUGUCCCCAAGAACCGGAGCGGUAUAUGGCGCUUGUGUAUAGGGCUGGGCGGCUGGCACACAUGGUAUCUUGGACAUUACCAGAGGAUCCGCGUGGAAGACCUCACCAAAGACGAGUGGCGCGCUCAGACGCCGAAGUUCCGCCGUGCCUGGGCCAGCUAUUUUUCUAAGUUUGAAUGGGGCGAGCACAUCCGAUAUCGUGUCAAGUAUCGCCGGGAACAUGGCGGCCAAGAACCGACGCGACAGGAGUUCAAGGCCGCGACGAAGCCCAAGGGCAAGGAUAAGUGGAAGGGCGAAGUCACUGCGGAUGAAAUCGAGGCGGACUUCAAUAAAGGGAAGGAGCGUCUUGGGGUCUAUGUGCUGAACUGUGUAUCGUUCGAUAAAGACUUCCAGAAAAGCAUCGUGGAGAAGAAUGCCGUUUGGGAACCGAAGUGGCAGCGCGAUUAUGCAGAAAGGAAGGAGAUGAGGGCGGCGAAGAAGGCGGAAGAAGAGCGCGCGAAAGCGGCUGGAGAAAUAGACUCGGAAGACGAGAAGAAGCCCAGAUUUAAAGGGAAAACUAGAUCCAAGCCCAAGGACGCGAAAGCCGCUACCAAGAAGGCUUCUGCGGCCCCGAAGGCAAAGCCGUCUGCGAAUAAGUCGUUGAGCUUCGGGAAGGGAAAGAGGAAACGUCGCGAAGACGACGACGACGGGUUUGAGGAUGCAGUCUACCGCCCUAACAAAAGCAGGUCGCGUCGGGAGAAGAUUGACAUCAGCCACCUCUUAUAA
Molecule: messenger RNA, 1836 nt
Organism: Peniophora sp. CBMAI 1063
Lineage: Eukaryota; Fungi; Basidiomycota; Agaricomycetes; Russulales; Peniophoraceae
Source: the annotation of a GenBank genome assembly